Molecule: messenger RNA, 1953 nt
Organism: Centruroides sculpturatus (bark scorpion)
Lineage: Eukaryota; Metazoa; Arthropoda; Arachnida; Scorpiones; Buthidae
Product: choline O-acetyltransferase-like
Exons: 15
Coding region: 89-1912 (607 amino acids)
Biological process (GO): neuromuscular synaptic transmission; acetylcholine biosynthetic process
Cellular component (GO): cytoplasm; neuron projection
Molecular function (GO): choline O-acetyltransferase activity
Source: RefSeq, a predicted model, not a curated record
AUAUCAUUAUUACAAUGCAAUACAAUACAAUACUUUUCUCUAUAAAUUACCAAAACUCGUCUAAAUUUCUGAAUAUCUGUGAUAUAAAAUGUCAAACGAGCAGGAAAAGCAGUUGCCAAAACCUCUUAUUCCGGAACUUUCUCACACUCUGCAAAGGUUCUUAGAAGGAAUUAAGACCAUUGUUACUGAAGAAGAAUAUAAAGAAGCCGAGAACCUAGUUAAAGAAUUUCAAAAUCCCGGAGGAGAAGGAGAGAAGUUGCAAAAUUUCUUAAAAGAAUACGCAGAAAAAAACGAUGAUUAUCUUACUAGAGUUUGGACAGAAGAAAUGUACUUGAAUAAUCGUUUACCGUUGCCAAUAUACACAAAUCCUUUUAUUUUGUUACCGAAACAAAAUUUUAGGGGGGACAAUGAUCGAUUUUCAUUCAUUGCAAAAUUUAUCAUAUUUUGUCUGAAAUUUAAACAGAAAUUAGAAAGUGGAGAGUUGAAACAAGAAUUGAAACAAGAAAGUGAUUCAUCAAUGGCCAACUAUUACCGUUUUUUUAAUGUUUAUAGAAGACCUGGAGAAGAAAAAGAUGAGCAUGUAUACACUGAUAAUAGCAGACAUGUUAUAGUCAUUUGUAAUAAUCAAUUUUUUAUGUUAUUACUUCCCGAGAAAUGCAUACCGAGUGAGAAAAAUCUUGGAGAAAAACUAAAAGAAAUCCAGGAUCAAAGUAAAACUGCACCUGCUUACAAACCAAUUGGAAUUCUGACUGCUCAUAAUCGACAACAAUGGUCAGAAUUAAGAAAAGAUCUGAUUAAAAGCGAAAUUAAUAAACAGUCAAUCACACAUAUUGAAAAUUGUUUAUUUGUCGUGUGCAUGGACGAGUCCAUCGAAUCCUUAGAAGGGCAAAAGUACCCAUACUUCAACAAAUUUUCGGAUCAAAAUCUCGAAAUUAUGGCUAAUCAUGUCCUACACGGGAAUAAAUCUAUUCAUUCCACUGCAAAUAGAUGGUUCGAUGUAUUUCUUCAGUUUAUAGUCACUAAAGAUGGUACGAAUGGGAUCUGUAUGGAACCAUCGGUCGUUGAUGGGAGUUCAAUGUUGCGAUUCUGUGAACAGUUCUUAGCAUUUCUGAAAACACCUCAAUCCGAAAGUGAAGAUGCAGAAAAUGUAACUGUAUCAAGAAUUCACUGGGAAAUACACAAAUCUUUUAAUAAAAAGAUAAAUGACAUAAAAGAAUCAAUCGAUACAUUAAUUGAACAGGUGGAUCUGAAUAUUGUGAAAUUUACAAACUUUGGCAAAAAUUUCAUAAAACAGCAGAAAAUUAAUCCUGAUAUCUUCUUACAAUUGAGUUUGCAAAUGACAUAUUUCAGAAUUUAUCGAUAUUUUACGUCUACUUUCGAAACUGCGAGUUUACAUCAAUUUAGGUUCGGGCGCAUCGACAACAUUCGAUCUGCCAACGAAGACGUUUGGAAUUUAAUGGAAUCUAUAUUCCGUCCUUUUGAGAAAGGGACAGAUAAACGGGAUAAAUUUACAAAAGCUAUAAAUAAACAAGAAGAAAUUCUUAGUUAUACGAUGAAAGGAGAAGGCCCGGAUAAUCAUCUUUUGUGUUUAAAACACAUGGCUGCUUUAAAAGGUCUACCAGAACCCGCUUUUUUCAAAAGCCACUCUUACAGACAAUUUAUCGAUUUUCGUUUAUGUUUCAGUCAGAUUACUACUAAUCAAGACAUCAUAAUGGGGUAUUGUCCUUCUGCUUUACAGGGUUACGCCUGUACCUAUAUUCUUCACGAUAAUGAUAUCACGUUUUUCGUUUCUUCUGGCAAAAACGAUAAGAAAACAAAUACCAAGAAUUUUGCUAACUGUUGGAUGUAUAGUUUAACGGAUCUGAAACAAACUUGGGAAUACUGCAACAGUCUUAGAGUUUACCUGCCGUGAAGUAAAAAGUUAAAAGAAAAAGAAAAAUGAACGCACAGAAA